AUGGACCAAACACAGAGUAUCCCGGACCAGCCUUCUUCUGUACCUCCUUCCCAGCCCAAGAGGAAAAUGACAUCAAUGAUAGCUUUCUUUUCCAAGGUCUCUUGGAAAUUCAAGUUCCAGAAGCAGGAGUCUUCAAAGAAUGUGUUUUUCAUCUUGGCAGAAAGAGCUCGGGACCCCAAUGCCAAAAAGCGCCACCUGGCAAUGAGAGGCCUGGGCACCAUGGCUUGUGAAGCCCCUGACCAGGUGAGAAAACACAAGAAAAUUAUGCUAGAUCUGCUGGUGCAUGGAUUGUAUGACCCUGUGAGUUCUGAAGUCAUCCACGAGAGUAUGAAGACACUGACCAUCAUCCUGGGCAAGAUUCAGGGCAAAGGUUUGGGCUCCUUCUUCGUAGACAUCACGCUUCAGAUCAGGACUUUAUUGGAUGAUGAGAACGACAGCAUGAGAUACUUGGCCUUUGUCUUGCUCGGGCAACUGGCGGCCUUUGCUGGGUGGAAAUGGAAGAAGUUUUUCGCCCGUCAGGUUAAGCAGACACGAGAUUCCCUCCUGAUCCAUUUACAGGACAGAAACCCACAGGUUGCCACGGCUUGCAAAACAACUUUUCGAGCCUGUUCUCCGUAUCUGAAACUGAGAAACGAAAACAGCUUCCGGACAGAAGAAGAUCAAAGGAAUCCCAAACUCUCCAGGCAGCUGAGUCACUAUCAUCCAGAGCUCCUGCAGUUCUUCUACGCAAAUAAAAUUCUGUAAGUGGGAGAGG
Messenger RNA from Marmota flaviventris (yellow-bellied marmot), 754 nucleotides. It is a transcript of the gene Mro, whose product is annotated as maestro. Gene Ontology annotation, cellular component: cytoplasm. The record is from RefSeq and is a predicted model, not a curated record. NCBI's taxonomy places the organism in Eukaryota, Metazoa, Chordata, Mammalia, Rodentia, Sciuridae.